Malaya genurostris is the source of this 1035-nucleotide messenger RNA. RefSeq lists its product as uncharacterized. The record is from RefSeq and is a predicted model, not a curated record. Lineage: Eukaryota; Metazoa; Arthropoda; Insecta; Diptera; Culicidae. The coding region runs from base 1 to 1035 and encodes 344 amino acids. The transcript has a single exon.
AUGGACAACUAUGCAUCAACUUGGGAAGCAUUGAUGAAGCGGCACGACAACAAGCGAUUCCUGAAACGUCAGCUAUUUCGAGCUCUCUAUGAUCUCCCGCCGGUGAAGCGAGAGAAUCCCAAAGAAAUCCAAGUUUUGGUUGACGAUUUCCACCGACAUGUCAGAGUUUUGGCGAAGUUAGACGAGCCAGUCCAUCAUUGGGAUACUCCGUUGGUCAAUCUCCUUAGCUAUAAGCUUGAUCCAAUUACGAUACGUGCUUGGGAGGAGAAAACCAGCAAUGACGACAACGUAACAUAUGAGAUGUUGAACGAAUUCCUCUACCAACGUGCCCGCAUGCUGACUUCCGUCGUAACCGAUCUCCAGUACCGAUCCCAACAACUGGUUGUAGCCAAGGUGGCCGGUCCGAAUCCAGCGCAGAAGGCGUUUAAGGCAGCAUACAAGGUUGCUACUGUUGAGUCUAAGCAUAGCUCUCCCCCGUGUCUCGCCUGCCCAGAGAAACAUUUCCUCUUCCAAUGCCCAGCAUUUUCCGAAUUGCCCGUCCGCCAGCGCCGUGAGCUGGUAUCCCAGAAACGUUUAUGCUGGGAUUGUUUCCGUACUGGAUACCAAGCGAGAAACCGCAUAUCCAAGUUUUCCUGUCGCAGCUGUCAUGAGAAACAUCAUUCUCUGUUACACGAAUCCACACCGUCAAAGAUGCAAUCCACGCCCGAAAUCCCUCAAUUACAGCCAAGUCCAUCAACGCCGACUACCGCCGGACCGUCUAACCCGGUAAGCCUGCCAGUACAGAUUGAGAAUAGCACAGUCCUGCCAGAAACCGUUUCAUUACUUGUUGUAAACAAGAACGGUACCACAAUCCCCGCACGCGCACUCCUAGAUUCCGGAUCCAUGUGCAACUUCAUUACGAAGAAACUUGCCAAUUCGCUCUGCCUCCGUCGUACCAAGGUAGACAUCGCAGUAGCCGGAAUCGGUGAAUCCACGAAGCAGAUCAAAUGUCAAUUGACUGCAUGUAUAAAAUCGAGUGACUCCGUACUCCACUAA